AUGGGCCGCAGCCGCCGUCCCAAUCCCGAGAAGAGGAGGGAUGCCGCAGCGGCUAGCACCGAGGGCCAGGUGCACGACUUGGUCUUGCAGAUGAAUAAUCUGCACGACCCUGAGCUGCUUCAGAUGGUCUUCGUGGAGAAGGAUUUCCUCCGAGUUCUUCUCAAUUGGCUGAAGAGGGCUGGUCGCAUCAGGUUCAUCGCCGCCUUGGAGGCGAUGCUGGAGCAGGAGACACCGGAGAUCAAGCGGCUUGCUCUGGGGGUCUUGGAGAACUGGGCGCCGGGAGUUUAUCCCAAGGAGCCCGGCGGUCUCCAG
Symbiodinium necroappetens is the source of this 312-nucleotide messenger RNA. Lineage: Eukaryota; Dinophyceae; Suessiales; Symbiodiniaceae. The record is from the annotation of a GenBank genome assembly.